Symbiodinium pilosum is the source of this 288-nucleotide messenger RNA. The record is from the annotation of a GenBank genome assembly. Lineage: Eukaryota; Dinophyceae; Suessiales; Symbiodiniaceae.
AUGCCUCAAAUCGAGAUUUUGGGCCUCGAAGACCUUUCGGCCGUCCUCACCCACUGUGGUUGGGGCGGCACGCUGGAGUGCAUGGGUGCUGGGAAGCCUGUCAUCUGCUAUCCAGGCUUUGGCGACCAGAUGAUGAAUGCAAAGAUCCUGCAUGGCAAGGGAUGCGGGCCAAUGCUGAAUCCUGCACGUGCCGGGGCACGACAGAUCCGGAAUGCCGUGCAGGAUGUGGUGGACAACCUUGGCAGCUAUCAGUGCAAGGCCAAGGACGUCUCAGAGCAGCUGAAGAAG